AGCGGCGUCUGAGGGAGCUUCGGCGGCGUCUCCUUCUCCUCCGUCGUCGUUGCCAGGGCUCUGAGGGGGGAUGAGGCAGGCUGCGGCUGCGGCGAGGGCCCAGCCCCACCGACGCUGAGGCCCCUCGUCGUCGCCGCCGUCGCCCUCCACCGUUUCCCCGCUCCUCCUCGGCCUGGCUCCUCCACCCGCCGCCGGCACCAUGAUGGAGGAAAUCGACCGCUUCCAAGUGCCCGCCGUGCGAGCCGAGAUGCAGCCGCUGGAUCCAACGGCAGCCUCUAUCUCCGACAGAGACUGUGACACAAGAGAGGGAGAGUCUGUAGCUAUGAAUUACAAACCAUCCCCGCUACAAGUGAAACUAGAGAAACAGAGAGAGUUGGCGCGUAAGGGGUCUCUGAAAAAUGGCAACUUGGGGAGCCCCGUUAACCAACAGCCCAAGAAGAACAAUGUGAUGGCACGAACAAGGCUGGUUGUUCCCAAUAAAGGCUAUUCUUCAUUAGAUCAAAGUCCUGAUGAAAAGCCAUUGGUAGCGCUGGACACAGACAGUGAUGAUGACUUUGACAUGUCCAGAUAUUCCUCCUCGGGAUAUUCGUCAGCUGAGCAGAUCAACCAGGACUUGAACAUCCAGCUGCUAAAGGAUGGCUAUCGGUUAGACGAGAUCCCGGACGAUGAAGACCUGGACCUGAUUCCCCCGAAGUCGGUCAACCCCACUUGCAUGUGCUGUCAAGCCACCUCCUCCACUGCCUGCCACAUUCAGUAAUGAGGGAAGCCUGGCAAGGGGUGAUCAGUGCUUUCCACUAUAACUGUAAAACUUAACAGCCAUUGCUUCCUCCUAUGGUAGGACGUGCACCUCUUUGUGUUCAUGGAGCCAGGAGAAACCAAAAAAAAAUUCCUUUUAUGA
This is a messenger RNA of Elgaria multicarinata webbii, 898 nucleotides long. It is a transcript of the gene FAM219A, whose product is annotated as family with sequence similarity 219 member A. NCBI's taxonomy places the organism in Eukaryota, Metazoa, Chordata, Lepidosauria, Squamata, Anguidae. The record is from RefSeq and is a predicted model, not a curated record. The coding region runs from base 200 to 757 and encodes 185 amino acids. The transcript has 6 exons.